This is a messenger RNA of Daldinia decipiens, 1008 nucleotides long. RefSeq lists its product as uncharacterized. Bases 1 to 1008 code for a protein of 335 amino acids. The transcript has a single exon. The record is from RefSeq and is a predicted model, not a curated record. NCBI's taxonomy places the organism in Eukaryota, Fungi, Ascomycota, Sordariomycetes, Xylariales, Hypoxylaceae.
AUGACAACCAAAAAUCCCAAACAAACCAUUCGACCCAUAUACACAAAAGAGGACCUCAACAAGAUAGAAGCGGAACUAGAAAGAGCUGGUCUCUUUAUUGAAUACAGAGGCCGCGGUGGUUCGUACUUUAGAAAACUAAACCCCCUUCCCGCUCAGGGGCUUAUUGAAGCACCACCUCACACUCAGAUAACACGAAAUUCUAUAGAUUUCAAAGGUGAAAGGGCGCUUAACUUCGCUAUCUCACAGGGACGGGAACAAUGGUUUACGCCGUUUGUAGUUACCACAAGGCCGUUUCGUGGGCCAAACCUGUCCUCGGAUGAAGCGAUAAAGCACAUGGAGAGUGAAAUAAAAAGUUGGGAGUCCAGUGCAAUGUGUAAAACCAUUUUCAAAACACUACAGGACAUAUUGCCUACCAAUAUCAACAAGAUCAUUGCAUUUGGCUUGGGACAAAUUGGGGAUCUAGAAUUAGUAAGCCCAAUCAGAAUGUUUGACGUUCAAAGUUAUAGGGAGCACGCACUAUUGUUGACUAUAGCCAGGGCUUUGAAUGAAAGGAAAGGUACGAACCAAGGGAGUAAUGUAGCCGUUUAUCUUCAGGAUCCUGCUUACACAACUGUAUGCAAAAGCGUCCUUAGUGGCACAUAUGGGUUCCGGAUUAUCAACGGGUUUGGCGCCCGUGGCUUCACAAUGGUUGAUGAAAAUACUCUCGUCAUGGGUCACCACCCCAGCUUUCCUCUCCGAGAGAUUAUCGCAGAUAUUGCCCGACCUGCCGCUAUGUGUUGGCCGCCUCCAGAUCCAACACGAUUUCAAAACGUGUCCCAACGCCAUAUAAUAUAUGCCUCUGACGUUGAGUCUGUCCGUGUUGACGAGAUGCUAAAAGAGUACGAAGAAGUUUCGUUUCCCGGCUUUCGUUCUAAGCACCCUGUUCCCGACCAUGAUCAUUUCCAGAUAGAGUGGAUGGAGGAACCAUUUUAUGACAACGUAUGGUAUGUCCGAAAACCAAAGGCUUAG